UCUCUCCACCCCCAUCCUUCACCACCUGGUCCUCCUCUUCCUCCUCCUCCCGGCUCCCUGGCACUGCUAGGACAUCUUCCAGGCACAGCCCAGGGGACAGAGAGCAGCCCUCUGGCCUGAGCAAUUUGUCCUUUCCCACCCAGUCUCUACUUCAUCUGCUUCCUCCUCCUCCUUCCCUUCCUCCUCCUCUUCCUCUUUCCAGCUGCCUCUGCCUCUACCCAGCUUUUCUCCUGUCUUCAUUUUUUGGUGAUCUGUUCCCCUCAAUUUAUUCCUUGUCCCUUUUCUUUCUCCCUCCUCCCCUCAUCCUGUCAUUCCCUCCUUCCCCUUCCCCAUUCCAGAUUUCCGGUUCCCUUCCUGGGGCCAGGAGUGAAGACUCCUUGCCUUUUCCAUCUGCUGUCCCGAGUCUGUCACUGCUCUGCCUAGCCCCCAGCCCCUCUGCAGAGAUGCUGAGUGCCAGAGACAAGCCUCCAGAGGAGAGGACGGCUUCGGGGCUUCAGGGCUUUGCCAUCGACAAGAGCUUUCUCACCAACCCCAAGGGCAUCCUUCUGGAAGUCGAGCUGGCUCUGACUUUCAUCAUGGCCAUGUGCUUUGCUGCCUCCGUCUCGGCCUACAUGGCAGCGCCGCUGCUGGAGUUCCUCAUCACGCUGGCCUUCCUCUUCCUCUACGCCACCCAAUGCUACCUGCGCUUCCAGCGCCUCAACUGGCCCUGCUUGGACUUCCUCCGCUGCAUCAGCGCCGUGGUCAUCCUCCUGGUUGUGUCCUUCGCAGCCGUAGCCUCUCGGGAGGGACCCGCCAUCGCCGCCUUCGUUUUCGGAGUUCUCCUUGUUUUCGUCUUUGUCUACGAUGCCUUCAAGAUCUACCAGGCAGAGAUGGCACCCAGCCCCCCCCAGGGGGAAUCCCAGUAGGACCGAACCCCAAAGUUCUGGUUUCUCCCACGAAUCCUGCUGUUCCUAAAAGCUUCAGAAACCUGCUGGAUGUCCAGGAGCUCCCCUCCCCGAGGAGAGAUCAGCAGGGGACAGAGCUCCUGCUCCUUGGGGUCCCCCCAGGCCACCAAGCCCACAGAAUCUCCAGUGGGUCUUCAGCCAGCUCUCCGGUGGCAAGACCAGGGAUGCUACUGGAUCAAAGCGACGGCAGACUGACGCUGGCGAUUGGAUGGGAAGCGAAGGAAAAGAGAGACAAGCUGGGGAAAGGGUUGGGCCUGGCUAAGCCCUCAGGUCCCAGACUUCAUAAAUUAAAGGUGUCAAAUCUUG
Molecule: messenger RNA, 1250 nt
Organism: Sarcophilus harrisii (Tasmanian devil)
Lineage: Eukaryota; Metazoa; Chordata; Mammalia; Dasyuromorphia; Dasyuridae
Gene: CMTM5
Product: CKLF like MARVEL transmembrane domain containing 5
Exons: 5
Coding region: 444-905 (153 amino acids)
Cellular component (GO): membrane
Source: RefSeq, a predicted model, not a curated record